AUGUUCGCCCAGUCAUUCUUAUCGACGUAUUCGCCUGAUGAUGAGACGAAGCAGAUGGAACCUAGAGUCUCUCGAUCUUUGACUUCCAGCUUCCAACCUCAACUUCAAGCACACAUCUUUGAUAAAGGAAAGGAGAAGGUUCAGGUUGAUUUUACAAUCUUUGAUAAACCGGGUCUUGAAAAAACUCACCUUUACUCUCAAUUUGAAUGGUCUAUCAAGAUGGACACCUUUCCAUCACCCAACCUUACUCGGAACAAAAUCCGGGAACCCGCCGGUACACUCCCGAGCUACAUCUACCAAACUUACACCUCCCCGGCUGCGAACCCGAUGAUGUCCCGUCCCCUAACAACGGCAGCAGAUACAAAGAAACAAAGAGCGACCAAAGCAAAAACAGAAAAGCAGCCAACCCCGAAACCCCAGAUCUACCCCGAGCCAUCUCAUCCGAAGCCCCCUUCUUCACCAUGCGUCAGCCCGCAAACGAACAAUCCCGGACUCCACACGAAGUAUCGCCGAGAAACACCAUCCCGCUUCUUCCCCGCGUUUUCCUCUACCCCGGCACGCCCCGGGUUCCUCCACCUCAUCCGCGGUUUUGAGCUACAGCCUGAAACCGAAGCGGUGCAGAACCGAUACAUGUUGGCAGAGAGGAGGACGGGGGUUCGCAUGCGGCAUCCGCACCAAUCCGCGCCAGGCUCCAGUAACUAG
This is a messenger RNA of Colletotrichum lupini, 702 nucleotides long. RefSeq lists its product as uncharacterized. Lineage: Eukaryota; Fungi; Ascomycota; Sordariomycetes; Glomerellales; Glomerellaceae. Bases 1 to 702 code for a protein of 233 amino acids. The record is from RefSeq and is a predicted model, not a curated record. The transcript is spliced from 6 exons.